This is a messenger RNA of Funneliformis mosseae, 618 nucleotides long. The record is from the annotation of a GenBank genome assembly. NCBI's taxonomy places the organism in Eukaryota, Fungi, Glomeromycota, Glomeromycetes, Glomerales, Glomeraceae.
AUGACAGAUAAUACUGACAUUCAAGUAAUCCCGUUCUCAAUCCUGCCAGUUGAAACAUUUCCAACCGAAAUAUGGUUAUACAUUCUUAAAGAUUUAUUACAUUUUCAUGGAAUUCCCGAGAGUUUUCGUUUGCGAGAAGUUUCAAAAACCUGGAAUGAACAAAUAUUAAUUAUGAUUUAUGAAAAAUUGCGGACGAUGAUUGAAAACACACAGAUAAAGAUUGAUGUGGAGAGUCAUUUUAACGAAGGUUCAACCAUUCGACGUAACAUAUUCUAUACCGAAUUGUCCCCAUCGAUCGACUUUUCUAACAACGCUUUCCAAUUUGAACUUGAUUAUACUAUGAUCGUUUCAAACAAGGAAGAGAUUCAUGCAAAUUUGAUAUACAAUGAUAAUUUGAACCCGUCCAUUCGUUCUUUCAAAUCGAUCGUCAAGAGAAUUGAAAACUUUUCGAAUAAUGAUGAUAUCCAGAACUUAGGCUGCUCCUUGAUUUUACAUUCGCAUCAUAGGAACCUUUCGAGAAACCUUUGUAUUAAAGGAUUAAAAAUUCGAGCAGCUGAAUUUGUAAAGAUUGUGGCAAUUGAAAAUACCGGAAGGAAAGUGGGUUUUACUUAUACUUAA